Saccharomycodes ludwigii is the source of this 1506-nucleotide messenger RNA. RefSeq names its product cystathionine beta-synthase CYS4 (gene CYS4). Gene Ontology annotation, cellular component: cytoplasm. The transcript has a single exon. Lineage: Eukaryota; Fungi; Ascomycota; Saccharomycetes; Saccharomycodales; Saccharomycodaceae. Gene Ontology annotation, molecular function: cysteine synthase activity; cystathionine beta-synthase activity. Bases 1 to 1506 code for a protein of 501 amino acids. The record is from RefSeq and is a predicted model, not a curated record.
AUGUCUGCCCAAACACAUUCAAUAUCCACAAAUGUUUUAGACUUGGUUGGUCAAACACCCUUAUUAAAGUUAAAUAAAUUGCCCCAAGAUUUGGGUAUUAAACCUAAGGUCUACUGCAAACUAGAACUGUACAAUCCUGGUGGUUCCAUUAAAGAUCGUAUUGCUAAAGCUAUGAUCGAAGACGCUGAAAAGCGUGGCAUUAUUCAUCCAUCUCGUUCCACUUUGAUUGAACCAACUAGUGGUAAUACUGGUAUUGGUUUGGCUUUAAUUGGCGCUAUUAAAGGUUAUAGAGUCAUUAUAACUUUACCAGAAAAAAUGUCCAAUGAAAAAGUCUCUGUUUUAAAAGCCUUGGGUGCUGAAAUUAUUAGGACACCAACUGAAGCUGCUUGGGAUUCUCCAGAAUCUCAUAUCGGUGUCGCUCUGAAAUUGCAAAAUGAGAUUCCAGGCGGCAUUAUUUUAGACCAGUAUAAUAAUCCAUACAAUCCAAUUGCUCAUAUCCUAGGUACUGGAAAGGAAAUACACGAACAAUUGGAUAAAAUAGGCGAGUUGGACAAAUUGCGUGGUGUUUUUGCUGGUGCAGGUACCGGUGGUACUAUUACCGGUAUUGCUAAGUAUUUGAAAGAGAAUGUUAGCAGCAAUAUUAAAAUUAUUGGGGCAGAUCCAGAAGGAUCCAUUUUGGCCCAGCCAGAAAAUCUUAACGACACUAAAUUAGCUUCUUAUAAAGUUGAAGGUAUUGGAUAUGAUUUUGUUCCUAAAGUUUUAGAUAGAUCUUUGAUUGAUAAAUGGUAUAAAACACAUGAUAAACCAUCUUUUAAAUAUGCUCGUCAAUUAAUUACUUCUGAAGGUUUACUAGUUGGUGGUAGUAGUGGUUCUGCUUUUGAGGCUUUGGUUAAUUAUUGUCAGGAGCAUCCAGAAUUAGAUGAAGAUGAUGUUUUGGUUGUCAUUUUCCCGGAUAGUAUUAGAUCUUAUUUGACCAAGUUUGUUGAUGAUGAAUGGUUGAAGAAGAACGGUUUAUGGGACGAUGAAUUUGAACAAAUUGUUAACAAGAGGAAAGAACCAAUUAGGGAUAUCUAUAAUGGUGCUACUGUCAAGGAUUUGAAAUUAAAACCUGUUGUAAGUGUUUUAGAAACUGAAAAACUAAGUACUGUUAUAUCUAUAUUGAAAGACAACGGGUUUGACCAAUUGCCCGUAUUAACCGCCGAAGGUAAAUUAUGCGGUCUAGUCACGUUAAGUAAAUUGCUAAAGACUUUGCAAACAGCAAAAACCAAACCAGAUACUAUUAAGGGGAUUUUCUUAGAUUUUAGAAAGUUGAAUAAUUUUGAUGAAGUCAGCAGUUACAAUGAAAACAAGAGUGGUAAGAAAAAGUUUUUAAGCUUUGAUAUCAACACAAAAUUAAGUGAUUUGGAUACUUUUUUCGAAAAGAAUUCAAAUGCCAUCAUUACUGAUAAAACUUUGAAGCCAAUUCAUAUUGUCACCAAAGUAGAUUUGUUAACUUAUUUAGCAUAA